Messenger RNA from Labeo rohita (rohu), 2883 nucleotides. It is a transcript of the gene olfml2a, whose product is annotated as olfactomedin-like 2A. NCBI's taxonomy places the organism in Eukaryota, Metazoa, Chordata, Actinopteri, Cypriniformes, Cyprinidae. Gene Ontology annotation, biological process: signal transduction. The coding region runs from base 247 to 2172 and encodes 641 amino acids. The transcript is spliced from 8 exons. The record is from RefSeq and is a predicted model, not a curated record.
AUGUUGAUGGUGGGUGUGUGCGCGCUCGUGUUCAUCACAGAUCUGAGCGGUGCAAAGCUCGAGUUGCGCGUCACAACAUACACAACUCUGCAUGGCACCGACCUGUAAUCAUGGAGCCGUAAACCUAUAUUCUAGUGGAUCUAGACUCAUAAUUCCAGGCUGAGGAUACAGGUGCUUUCAGAGACGCCAAAUCAUAUCAUCAGGUGCAAGCUGUGCAAAAAGGAGACUUGGGUUAGUUAAUGAAAAAUGUGGAUCUACGCAAGUAUUUUAACAUUUGUGCUUCUUUUGGCCGGAGACGCAAGGGCGAUGAGCAAGAUUUUUGGUGAGCCGGAGCCGGUCAGGAUGGUAUCAGAAGGUUCAGACUGCCGCUGUAAGUGUGUGAUGCGGCCGUUGAGCAUUGAAGCUUGCAGCAGGCUCCGCGACGGAAGCUUACGGGUGGAUGAUUUUUACACUGUGGAGACGGUGAGCUCAGGCUCUGACUGUAAAUGUUCCUGCACGGCUCCUCCCUCCUCGCUCAACCCAUGUGAGAAUGAAUGGAGAACGGAAAAACUCAGGAAACAAGCUCCUGAACUACUCAAGCUUCAUUCCAUGGUGGAUCUGCUGGAAGGAACAUUGUACAGUUUGGAUCUGAUGAAGGUCCAUGCCUACAUGAACAAGGUUGUGGCUCAGAUGAACACAUUAGAAGAGACCAUAAAGACAAACCUUACCAGGGAGAAUGAGUUUGUGAGGGACAGCGUAGUAAAUCUGUCCAAUCAGCUAAAGCGUUACGAGAACUACUCUGACAUCAUGGUAAGCAUCAAGAAAGAGAUCUCCAGCCUGGGACUCCAGCUGUUGCAGAAAGACGCCGCGUCUGACAGUAAAGCGCAGGGCACAGAGAAUAAAAAGUCAAAGGAGGUCAUAAAAUCACCCAACAAGAAACCCCCAGCUGUCAAACCUCCAGCCAAACAGCCUAAAGAGAAACAGGUCAAGCCCAAGAAAGAGACUCCUGCCAAAGCAUCAAAACCUGCUAAGCCAGACCCCACCAGCAAAACCAAGACCUUAGUGCACCAGGGAGGAGUCAUCCGGGGGAUCACAUACUACAAAGCGUCCAAGACAGACGACUCUGAGUCACAUUCAGCAGGGAGAGGAGAGAGAGAAAACCAAGCCAAAACCCACACUGGGCAUCUAACCGAGGACAAAAGGGGCUCCGAGUUAGUUUUGGAAGAGUCUGAAAUAACAUCGACCGUACCGCCAAUCACAACCAUUACACUUGCUGCUGUGACAACAACAAGCACCACACUAGCAACCACCAAUGAAGUGCCUAUCACGAAUUCAACACUGUCCACACCAGCACAAGAGAAACCAAUGGGCAGUGGAGGAAAGACACACUUGCACAAAGCAGGUAAAUCUCUAGACUGUGAGGGGACAUUGGCAUCAGUGGAGAUGCCAGAGAAGCAACACAGCUAUGGACGGAAUGAAGGAGCCUGGAUGAAAGACCCAGUGGCCAAAGACAACAAGAUCUACGUUACAAACUACUACUAUGGCAAUAAUCUGGUGGAGUUCCGCAACCUGGAGAAUUUCAAACAAGGUCGCUGGAGUAACCUCUACAAGCUUCCCUACAACUGGAUAGGAACAGGUCAUGUGGUCUACAACGGUGCCUUCUACUACAACAGAGCCUUCACCAAAAACAUCAUCAAAUAUGACUUGCGCAUGCGCUUCGUGGCAGCUUGGACUCAGCUUCAUGAUGCGGUCUAUGAGGACACCACACCCUGGAAAUGGCGAGGACAUUCAGACAUCGAUUUCGCUGUAGACGAGAGCGGCCUCUGGGUCAUCUACCCAGCGCUGGAUUACGACUAUUCACAACACGAAGUCAUCGUCAUCAGCAAGCUGGACCCAAGCGACCUGUCCAUGAAGAAGGAGACGACAUGGAGGACUGGGCUGAAGCGCAACUCGUACGGAAACUGCUUCAUCGUAUGCGGCGUGCUGUACACUGUUGACGUCUACAACCAGAAAGAGGGUGAGAUUUCGUACGCCUACGAUACGCACACAAACACAGAGGCCACUCCACGUUUGCCGUUCACUAAUGAAUACGCUUUUGUGACCCAAGUGGACUACAAUCCCAAAGAUAAGGUGCUGUAUGCCUGGGACAAUGGCCAUCAGAUGACCUACAAUAUUCACUUUGUGGGCCAGUGAAGUUUUGAGAAUCUGACGCAGUGGGCGUCUUCUGUCAUUUGGCCUGGUGCAUAGGGAAAUACACCAUUUAUGGAAGCACAUUGCUUUCUUUAUUGGUAUGGCGAUUGAGAUGAAGUGUCAGAAAUAAGCUUCCAUAAUAAUGAGUCCACAUGAUUUGGGUAUAUAUUUUUACCCUCAGCUAAACAGUUUGAAGACUUUAAGGCGAUGCAUGUCUCAUUUUUAUGUAGUUUAUAAUCAGACCCAACCUUUACUUACCACUGUAAAAAUAAAUAUUAAAAAUGGUACAGUUAAGGAUCUUGAAAAAACAUAAAGUGUAACCUGAGUGGUUUUGCACAGCUUUAUGCAGUAAUGUUUAUUCUUACAUUCAAAAUUUGCAAGAUUUACAGCUGUGUAGUAAUAUCAUUUAACAGCAACAAAAUAUCAAUUUUGGGGGAUGGGAUUUUAAAUGUUAUGUAAAUUUCACUAUUUCAUCUAUUCAUUUUGUAUAAUAUUACAUUCGCAUUGUAAAUAUUUCCAAGAAUAAGUUGUGUUACAAUAUUCCUAUUAUAAACCUCAGACUUAUCAUCCCCAGAUAUUUAAUAUUAUAGUCACUCAACAUAAGUGAUUACUUAUGAUUACUCCUGGAUGAGUUACAGGGUUUUGUAUGUUGCAUUCAUGUGUAAAAUUUCACAUUUCAUGUAAAAUAGUUUAAAUAAACUUACUCUAAAAUGA